Molecule: messenger RNA, 2307 nt
Organism: Patiria miniata (bat star)
Lineage: Eukaryota; Metazoa; Echinodermata; Asteroidea; Valvatida; Asterinidae
Product: tyrosine-protein kinase transmembrane receptor Ror-like
Exons: 15
Coding region: 1-2307 (768 amino acids)
Biological process (GO): protein phosphorylation; positive regulation of kinase activity; cell surface receptor protein tyrosine kinase signaling pathway
Cellular component (GO): signaling receptor complex
Molecular function (GO): transmembrane receptor protein tyrosine kinase activity; ATP binding
Source: RefSeq, a predicted model, not a curated record
AUGGCACUAGGUAAGCGAUCUUCAUGCGGAUACCUGUUUUUAAUUGUCUCCUUCUUCAACAAAUGUUGCUCAGAUCCACCAAGCGCCGUGACCCUGCAUGUCAACACCACACAUUCAUGUGAGAGCGACACGGAGUGCAGCGCUGAUGUCACAAUCGGAAGUCGCUAUCGAUUCGCCUGCAACGCGUCAGGUUCGAGUCCAGCCAGUAACAUCACCUGGCUGAUCAAUACCAAGGCCCGUUCGGGAAUGGGACAGACAGAGAUCUCUCCAGAUUGGAGUCAGUCACGCCAAGGUGAGACCAACGAGGACUGGGAAACCUCGAGUCGGAUCGAUCUGCAGAUACUCCCAGAGCAUCACCAGGGAAGCAUCGCAUGCAGGGCGACGUUUCCCGACGGAGGCACAGUGUUCAGAGAGAUAACCGUGAAACUGAUUGCAGACGACAAACAUGAGGUAUUGCUGCUCGCCAUCCUCAUACCGACUGCGGUGGCUGUGUUCAUAGUCGGCGUCGUUGCAACUGUUGGCAAAUUGCGGUCAAACAUCAAGGGUGAAAGAGCAAGAGGCUAUAGAAUUUCUACACAGGAGGUAAUAUUGUCCAGAGUAAGUCCAUACGAAAUAGAAGGGCAAGAGACCGAGUUUAAAUGCACACUUCGAACAGACCAAUGCCAAAGUAUCCCACAGUAUUUUUUCUGGCUUAUUAACGGGUCACAUUUGUCGGAUGGGCCCGAAUUGAGAAGAUCGUGUGAGAGUCGCCUAAAGAAAAAGUUGUACAGAGACCAGACAGGAUCCACGUUGAUGUGUGUAUCGCAACCGGCUAGUAAAAACGCGAGUUUGACGUUAAACGUAAUGUAUCCACCAAGUGCCAUGACCCUCCAAGUCAACACCACUCAUUCAUGUGAGAGCAACACGGAGUGCAGCGCUGAUGUCACAAUCGGAAGUCGCUAUCGAUUCAUCUGCAACGCGUCAGGUUCGAAUCCAGCCAGUAACAUCACGUGGCUGAUCAAUACCAAUGCCUGCUCGGGAAUGGGACAGACAGAGAUCCCUCCAGAUUGGAGUCAGUCACGCCAAGAUGAGACCAACGAGGACUGGGAAACCUCAAGUCAAAUCCAGCUGCAGAUACUCCCAGAGCAUCGCCAGGAAAGCAUCACAUGCAGGGCGACGUUUCCAGACGGAGUGUUUAGAGAGAGAGUCAUGGAAUUGAUUGUCAACGACAAACUAGAUGAACUGCAGCUGCUGGCCAUCGGCAUACCGGCUGCGGUGACUGUGUUCGUAAUCGUCGUCAUUGCAACUUUUUGCACAUUGCGGUCCAAUGCCAAGCGUAAAAGAGCACAAGAGGUUACAGAGGUAAUGGAGGAAGGCACUAUGAAGAAAUGUAACUUUCCCCGGAGCAAGAUUACGCUGUUCGAUGUCAUUGGAAGUGGGAACUUCGGUCAGGUCUUCAGGGCAACUGCAGACGGGAUACUGCAGGAAGGAGUCGAGACAGAGGUGGCUGUGAAAGUACUCAAAGAGUCUGCUGAUGAAGCAGCCGCCUGUGACUUCAAGAAGGAAAUCGCGAUCCACAAAACUUUGAAGAGACAUCCGAAUGUAGUCUCCAUGUUUGGAUGCUGCACUGACUCGGAACCCUUCGUCAUCAUUCUGGAGUUACUACCAGGGGGCAGUCUACAGGGUUACCUGAGAAACAAGAAAAAGGCGUGGACGGAGGAAGCCGUAGAAGGCGCUAAACCUGUCCCUCCAUCCGAGCUGCUUGCUUUUGCCUCUCAGAUCGCGAGUGGCAUGGAAUACCUGUCAUCAGUUGGGCAUAUACAUUUUUUUUUUCUGCAAUGCAUUCACCGUGAUUUAGCCGUUCGUAAUGUCCUCCUUGAUAAAGACAUGGUAUGCAAGCUGUCCGACUUUGGCCUAGCGCGUGAUGUUUCUGAGACACAACACUACGAAAUGACUUCAAUGGGGAUGAUUCCAGUUCGCUGGUUGGCUAUCGAGAGCCUGCUUGACGAUGUCUAUACCACCAUGAGUGAUGUCUGGUCAUUCGGCGUUCUGCUGUGGGAGAUUGUCACACUGGGUGCCCACCCCUAUCGUGGCAUGCAUGCACGUGACGUAAUUGAUUCCAUAGAACGGGGCUUUCGGUUACCAAAUCCCACCCACUGCAGCGAACAACUUUACGAGGUAAUGAAUGAGACCUGGCAGGAGACGCCUAGCGAACGCCCGACAUUUCGCGAAUUGAGAGAGACCCUUGAAGGAAUGAUCCCUGAUGCUCCGAUUUACCUGGAUAUGGCGAACUUUGUGGCCGAUCACUACGUGGGAGAAAACUCUUGA